This is a messenger RNA of Trichobilharzia szidati, 688 nucleotides long. NCBI's taxonomy places the organism in Eukaryota, Metazoa, Platyhelminthes, Trematoda, Strigeidida, Schistosomatidae. The record is from the annotation of a GenBank genome assembly.
UUCACAAUAGGUAUGGAAUCGUAUGGGUACUUGCGGGUCAUUCGUCCGCAUACAGUUCUCGGGAGGCACCUAGUGACAUAAAUGAAAAUCGACCAUAGAAUGGCUCAAAUAUAUUCACUAUUUGCCAUAUUGCAAAAUCCCGGAAAAUCUUCACUAAUCCACAUCCAAUAUAAUAUAAUAAUAAUAUGAUAUAUAAUCGUAGUCAAAUAAAUGUUGGUGCAUUGGAGCGCUUAUUGUUCUUCUCAGGUUUGACCACGAGUUGGCAUUAGUUACAGAACCACUGGAAAACUAAUGAGUACUGGACAGCUGUUUCGUCCUAGUCAGGGACUACGCAACAGUGCGCAGUCGCCAGGGUUUGGCCCCGGCGGAUAUAAGGCGAGCUCAAGUAAUACUAAUGAUGAUAAAAAUACUAAUGGACACUUAACAAAUAAUAACCGUAAUAUAUCACCUGAUUUUAUUAAUAAACGUUCACAUAUCAAUUGUAAUGCUACUGAUUCAGAUGAACCUGAAAGUAAAGUUAUAAAAUCUGAAAGUGAAUGGAAUCCUCGUUUCAAAGGAGACAAAGAAAACACUAAUGUAAGUAGUAUAUGUAUGUGUUAACACACACAAGUUUCUCUUAGACUUGUAUUUUACUUGAUCGUUAUUUAAUACAGUUUGUUUAACCGCUUAAGCAGGAUUUUAACUAAAU